This is a messenger RNA of Volvox carteri f. nagariensis, 1065 nucleotides long. RefSeq lists its product as uncharacterized. The record is from RefSeq and is a predicted model, not a curated record. NCBI's taxonomy places the organism in Eukaryota, Viridiplantae, Chlorophyta, Chlorophyceae, Chlamydomonadales, Volvocaceae. The transcript is spliced from 3 exons. Bases 25 to 1065 code for a protein of 346 amino acids.
GUUACAAGCUUCCCAAUAGGCAAGAUGUUACGUAAAGUGCGACUGCAUAUUCAUGGGAGCCGCUUUCAUGACGCGCUUUCAAACAGUCCCCUGACUGUUAUCUACCAGUGCAUCGGCAACGUGAAGGCGGCCCAGCUUGAAGACUCGCUGCGAGCAGAGGCAUCAGCAACCGAACAUGGCCAGAAAGCUGUGCCAAUUAGCUUUCGUGUGAAGAAUAGCCUGGCAUCAGCCACAGGCCGGCUAGACAUCUCUGAUUACCUGCAAGCAACCAAUGUGCUGGUUGGAUGGGAUCUCAACAGUUCUGGCUCAGCAGCUCCGGGCACCGCAUCCACAUCCGGAUCCGCGAGCGCCGCUCGGCGCGUUUUUAGAGAGUCUGAUCGACUGGCGAAGCUCGUAGCUGAGGCGUCCGCAGCAGCCUCCCGACAGGAAGCGCGCCGGCAGCCGCCCCAACGAAUCCUCUCCGUCUUGAUUAAGGCCAGCCUUGGCCUCGCAAGCAAGUACCCCGUCGUGCCCCUGGCCGGCUUUUUCCACGGACAGCGGAUCCGGCUUGCGGACCUGACACGUUGGGGAGAGCUCGACGACGCAACCGUGUACGGCGAGCUGCUCAGCCAACUAGACGCCGUACCGUACGGCUUGAUACGGAGCUUACGGGUUGGUGACAUGGGCAUCAGCGACUUGCUCGAUGCACAGACCGCACCCUUGUUAUCGUGCUUGGAAGCACGGAAAGCUGACAGCAGCGCCACUCCUUCAGGUGUUGGUGCGGCCGCAGCGGUGGUGCUGCUACCGUUGCUGUUUCUCGUUGUGCCGCUACUGCGGUGGCGGCUACAGCUGCAACCACUGUGGGGAAACAGCUGUGGCCCUCAGUGGGCAUCUGCCACCGGCCUGCCGCUGGUCGAGCCCGGCGCGGAGGUGUCUGCGAUUGAGGGAGAGCGGGUGGCGAGGGGGAUAGUAAUCGCAAGGCCGUGGGAGAAGGUGGCCGGGAAACUGUCACGUACGAUAAAAAUUGCCGCACGCCAAGCAACGAAAGAAGCACCAACCCAGAGCAGCUCUCAGUCCUCUUGCUAA